Molecule: messenger RNA, 619 nt
Organism: Microtus ochrogaster (prairie vole)
Lineage: Eukaryota; Metazoa; Chordata; Mammalia; Rodentia; Cricetidae
Gene: Fabp9
Product: fatty acid binding protein 9
Molecular function (GO): lipid binding
Source: RefSeq, a predicted model, not a curated record
AUGAAGAUGUUCUUUAAAAUAAGCUGCUGGAGACACUGCCUUGGCUGCCGGUUGUGAGUGCCUCAUCCUCCCAGAAAGCUUCCCACGAUGAUUGAGCCCUUCUUGGGAACCUGGAAGCUGGUCUCCAGCGAAAACUUCGAGGAUUACAUGAGAGAACUGGGAGUGGAUUUUGCAGCCCGGAAUGUGGCAGGUUUAGUAAAGCCAACUGUUAAUAUUAGUCUCAAUGGGGAAAAGAUUAACAUCCAAACAGAAAGCUCUCUCCAGAACACGGAGAUCUCCUUCAAACUGGGGGAACAGUUUGAUGAAACCACCGCAGACAGUCGGCAAGUGAAGAGCAUCGUAACAUUAGAAGGUGGGUCAAUGAUCCAGGUCCAAAAAUGGCUCGGCAAGGAGACAACAAUCAAAAGAAAAAUCGUGGAGGGGAAAAUGGUAGUGGAGUGCACCAUGAACAACGUUGUCUGCACUAGGACCUAUGAGAAAGCAUGAAGGAAGAGAUGACACCGGCAAGAACUUGGCCACUGCAGAAAACUUGUUGCUGAAGAAAAUCAGCCUUUGGGACAGUGACUUCAAAACAUUUUCAGGAUAAAUUUCCCCCAAUAAAAGCACUAACUGAAAUGCA